GCUGAACUCAGAGCGGCUGUGUUCUUGGCUCUGGAAGAGCAAGAAAAGGUGGAGAACAAAACUCCUUUGGUCAAUGAGAGCUUGAAAAAGUUUUUAAAUACAAAAGAUGGUCGUUUAGUGGCUAGUCUCGUCGCAGAAUUUCUUCAGUUUUUUAACCUUGACUUCACUUUGGCUGUUUUCCAUCCUGAAACUAGUACACUUCAAGGUCUUGAAGGUCGGGAGAACUUAGCCCGAGAUUUGGGUAUCAUUGAAGCAGAAGGCACUGUAGGUGGACCCUUAUUGUUAGAAGUGAUUCGACGCUGUCAACAGAAAGAGAAAGGGCCUGCCAAUGCGGAAGGUGCAUUGGAUCUGUCUGAUGGACAUCCUCCAUCAAAGUCACCCGAAGGAAAAAUAAGCGCCAACUCUACCCCAAGUAAGAUACCAAGGUAUAAAGGCCAAGGUAAGAAGAAGACAAGCGGGCAGAAGUCUGGUGACAAGAAGACCAACAGCGAGAGCAGUCAGAGCGAGCCCAGUAGUAUCUCCUUAUCAGAGCCAAGGAGCAAGAGCAGCCUUCACUCCCUGGCCCAGGAGACACGAAUCGCGUCCUUCUUGAGCAGCAGCACUUUAGAUGCAAAAGACAAAGGUGUUCUUUGUGGGGAGGAAGAUGAUGCAGAAGGAGACUCUUUCUUUGAUGAUCCCAUUCCUAAGCCAGAAAAAACCUAUGGUUGGAGAAAUGAACCUAGGAAGCACGUUGGAAGUCUGGCCUCACUCUCUGACAUACCCCCCUUCAGGAGUGGUCUCAGCUCCCUGGCAGGAGCCCCUUCAUUAACAGAUACUGAGAGUAAAAGAGGAAGCACCGUCCUAAAGGAUCUGAAGUUGGUCAGUGAGAAAAUCGGAUCACUUGGGCUAGGAACUGGAGAAGAUGAAGAUUAUGUUGAUGAUUUUAAUAGUGCCAGCCAUCGCUCAGAAAGAAGUGAGUUAAGUAUUGGUGAAGAAAUUGAAGAAGACCUUUCCAUGGGAGUAGACGAUGUCAACACCAGUGAUAAACUCGAUGACCUCACUCAGGACCUGACUGUUUCCCAGCUCAGUGAUGUGGCGGAUUAUCUGGAAGACGUUGCAUAGACAGGAAAAGGAAGUAUUCUGACCAACAGAAGAGAACAGACUUGUCGGCUCCGUGGCCCCCAGUCAGUCACUCUUGCUGGAAUGUACGCUCCUGCUGGUGCCUUGCAUUUCAAAGACUGCAGAUAUUUUUAAAAGUUAACUUUUCAGUUUAGUAAACAAAAUACUUCCUAUAUGAGCCCAUGUCUAGGAGGUUAAUACUCUUCAUUUGGUUUAGCUGUAUAUCGCCAAGGAGCUUGUCUAUAUUCAGGUGCAUUAUAGCAAGGAAACCCCUGAAAUACCAGUGUUAAAGAGCAGAAAGCGGGGUCAGUACAGCCGCAGUUUGUCACUGUAUCUCUGGCUGCUGCAGAGAUCUCUGAAACCUCACAUUAGCCACGGAAAGCUAACCCACUUAAUGUACAUGAGGUGAGUUAGCCCGAAGUUGGCGAACUGACCUGAUAAAUCUGUGAUGCUGAAGUGUAUCAGUUCAAACUAAAUUGGAUGUGUGAACUUUAUUUUGUAUUUCCUUCCAUUUGGAAGGUCUGUUAGACCAUUAAGGUUAUAUUAUAAGUACUCUGUGCUAUUAGUUUUGCUUGUUUUAAACUAGAAGUGGUUAGGACGUAGUUCAUAGACUUGUCAAUAACAGUUAAAGUUUAAGGUCACAUUUCAUCCUGCUGUCUGUAAGCAACUGUAGACACAGAUUACUUCAUUACAGUCUUAAUUUAUUUCUAAAGAUGCCUUGAAACAUUCAGUACCAAAAUGCAUCUGAAACCAUUAAGCAAUGCUUUUAUUUCAGAUCUGUAAGUUGAUUAUAUUUAAAUCCAAAUUGGAAUGAAAUAGUAGUAAUGGCCUAAGACCAUGUAUAUCCUGUUUGACAAACUUUGUAUACUGUACAUAAUUGCAUCGUAGUCCUUUAAAAAUAGAGCCAAUAAUAGAAUUUCUGGCAUAUUUAGAUCAUAUUGUAGUAGAGUUUCAGGGAUGUAGGCUGCUGGUGUUUGUAAUGCUAAAAUACUUAAUUGUGCAAGGAGGAAACUCAGUCCUAUUCAUGUACAGUCAUAACGCAGCUAAGUAAAAUUUAGGAGUUGUGAAACUUUGAUACAUUUUAUUUCAAUUGUGACUGUUAAAAGUUACCUUUAUUAAUAAAAAAGAGAAAUUAGAAAUCCAUCCAUGUUGAAUAAGUGAGCAGAGGCUGUGUAUCAGUGCCACUUUCCAUUCCAUUAUUGCUAAGUAGAGCUAGUGACAUUCAUCAGACUGAGAGUUCAGAGGAAAUGAAAAUGUAGUAAAGAUCUCUUUCUGACAGUAGAGUCUGGCUUCUUAAAACUUGAGUGAAACUGAACUAUAAACAUCAAGAGGAAGUAGGACAGAAAAUGGACCGUGUGGCCUGGAAGCCCCUGUGUAUUUCUGUCCUCAGUCUGCCCUGACAUGGUGCUGUCUGUCUUUUCAUGCUGUACUCUUAGAAACAGUGCUGUAUGAGGACACUGUCUGCUUGUUAGAAACUGCACUACCCUGUGUCGUCUCUUCACUGCUUUGUAAGCACACUGGAGCCGGUGGGCCCCUGGGGUCUGGAGCAGCUGUAUGAUUUAAUAGUUGGUAGGCACUACAAGUGAGUGAACUGACCUUCAAGCAUGGCAGGAUGUGGCUUUUUAUAUUUGAGGAAGACUUUCCAACAGUCAGAUAUGAAAUUUGUCACUUUCUAUUACCCAGUGACUGACAUUUUGCUAAUUCUUGAGAACGUGGAGUGAAAAAGCCAAACUGCAACUUUGUGGUCAGCACUACAUAAAGGUAUUGAAUAAUUCUGAACAAUGUGAAAUUCAACAAGCAGGAAGCUGUUUCCAAGUAUUCCCUGCCUAGGUAUUGUUAACCUGUUAAACUUGAACAGGGUCUGCAUAUAGUAAUGUUUCUUUUGUUUGAAAUGAAUUAAAGUGUUGAUCAGUGGUCACCUGUA
Messenger RNA from Cricetulus griseus (Chinese hamster), 3022 nucleotides. Lineage: Eukaryota; Metazoa; Chordata; Mammalia; Rodentia; Cricetidae. The record is from RefSeq and is a predicted model, not a curated record.